UAUAUUCUUGGUGUCUAACAUUUCUGAUUCUGUUUUUAAGAAAAGCUUAAAUCUAAGUACAAUACAUCUCUAGAUGUAUAGACAGCAGGGAACAAGAAAUCAUGUUUUCGAUAUUAGGAAUGCAUCGUCUCUUAUUGGCAGGAGUCCAGUUUCUCUUUGAUUUGAGGAUUGUGUUAUUGGGAAACAGAGCAGCAGGGAAAACCUCUUUGGCAAACCUAAUAACAGGUCACGCAGAGCCUCAUCUAAAGAGAACGGCCCAGUGUGUGAAGAUGCAUGGAGAUUUUGCCGGAAGGCAGGUCACUGUAGUUGAUACGCCGGGCUGGUGGAAGAACUACCUUGUCAAAGAAACCCCUGAAUUUCAAAGACAAGAGAUUGUGCUUAGCGUUGCUCAUUGUCCUCCUGGGCCCCAUGCGGUUCUGCUGCUCAUACGUGUCGAUGCUUUAUUCAAAGAAAAGCACAGGAGGUCAGUGCAGGAACACCUGGAACUUCUGAGCGAGAGAGUCUGGAACCAUACUAUAGUGGUGUUCACAUAUAGAGACCAGCUACAGGAGCAAACUUUAGGAAAGUACAUUGGAAGUGAAGGAGAGUCUCUUCUUCUCUGGCUAGUGGAGAAAUGUGGACACAGAUAUCACGCUCUUAAUACUGAGAGAGCCACUGGGACGCAGUUGACGGGGUUAAUGGAGAAAAUAGACGCAGUGGUCGUGGGAAACGGUGGCUGUCACUUUGAAAUGGACAGAAAAUGGAUGUAUGCGGUGGAAGGAAUGAUGACGAAGAGAUACACGAGAGCAAACCAGAGGAGGAAGAUGGUACAAGAACAAUGGGAGACUCCACUUGUACGACAAGGUCUCAAACAUGUCCACAUUCCUAAGGUGAGGAUGGUAAUGUUAGGUUUCCGAAGAUCUGGUAAGAGUUCAGCUGGAAACACCAUUUUGAGUAUGGCGACGUUCGUCUCAAAGAGAACAUCCACGUGUGUGAGAAGACAAGGCGAGGUGGAUGGGAGACACGUGAUUAUAGUGGACACUCCAGGCUGGUGGAAGUCUCUCCCAGUGGCUGACACUCCUGAACUGGAUAAAGAGGAGAUUUCACUCAGCGUGUCUCUCUGUCCACCAGGACCACACGUGCUUCUGCUGACUCUGCGUGUAGACAUGUCAUUCACAGCAGCAGAGAAGAAAUCAGUGGUGGAGCACAUGGAGCUUCUUUCUGAGAGAGUGUGGGCUCAUACUAUAGUGCUGUUCACCCAUGGAGACUGCCUGGGGGACUUGACUGUCGAAGAGUUCAUUGAGAGUGAAGGGACGGCUCUACAGUGGCUAGUUGAGAAAUGUGGGAACAGAUAUCAUGUCCUCAACAAUGAGAACUGGAAUGAUGGCAGUCAGGUCACAAACCUGCUGGAGAAAAUCGAGAAGAUGGUGGCACAAAAUAGGGGCCAUUAUUAUGAAAUUGACCUUAAGACGCUGAAGGAGGUGAAGCAGAAAAGGAAAGCAGUGGAAAGGAAAGCUAAGGCUAGAGCAAAGAAACAAAGACAGAUGAGGAAGCUGGACAAUAAAAUGAAGGAUGUUGGAAAGCAUUUCUCAGAAUUUUCUCUUGUGCUGCUGGGUUAUGGAGAAUCUGGGAAGAGUUCAACAGGGAACACCAUCUUCGGCAAACAGGUGUUUGGGUCAAGAAGAACAGCCCGGUGUGUUCAGGUACAUGUAGAGGUGGGAGGACAACAGGUCAGCAUCAUAGACACCCCUGGCUGGUGGAAGCACCUGCCCACAGAACAAACCCCUGAACUAAAUAAAGACGAAAUCACACAGAGUGCAUCUUUAUCCGCUUCUGGACCAGUCGCUUACAUUUUGGUCCUUCGUGCCGACUGUUCCUUUAAAGAGCGAGAGCGGAAGGCGAUGGAGGAUCAUUUGAGGCUUCUGGGCUCCACGGUUUGGGAUCACAGUAUAGUUCUGUUCUCGUUUGGGGACCUGCUCGGAGACAGAGCCAUUGAGCAGCACAUUGCAUGUGAGGGAGAAGCUCUGCAGUGGCUUGUUGACAGAUGUGGAAACAGGUAUCAUGUUUUUAAUAAUAAGGCCAAGGGUGAGAGCCAUCAGGUCACAGAGCUGCUGGAAAAGAUACAAGAGAUGAUUUCAGCAAACAGCAGGGGCAAUGACAAAGACAUGCAGGUGCUGCGGGAGGUGACAGAGGGGAGGAAGGUGGAGGAAGACAGAGCAAACACCAGACUGAAGAUGCAGGGACAAAGAGAGGAAGAUGAAUCUGAUGAUGUAUUUGAUGAUGAUGAAGUCAUUUGGGAGUCAAGAGCAUGGAAAUGGACAACAGCUGUAUGAGGCGAUAAGUUAAGAGUUCUGGAAAUUAUUUUAAUAAUCAGUGCUCUUGUUUGCUUUUGAGUAGAAAUAUCUAAACAUCCUUUAAAAAGACACUAUUAUCAUAAUU
Molecule: messenger RNA, 2418 nt
Organism: Carassius auratus (goldfish)
Lineage: Eukaryota; Metazoa; Chordata; Actinopteri; Cypriniformes; Cyprinidae
Product: GTPase IMAP family member 8
Exons: 3
Coding region: 102-2312 (736 amino acids)
Molecular function (GO): GTP binding
Source: RefSeq, a predicted model, not a curated record